UAUGUUCUUGUCUAUCCGGGUCAUGGCCGGCCGCAAUAUGGCCACGAUUCGAAUGCAACCCCUCGCCUACAGCACCUGUAACUCGGCGCAACCUGGUGCGAACGCCUUCGGAGAACCCCAUCAUUUGCUUAAACAUAUACCAUUGGACUGGCGGCCCCAACACCAUUGCUUCCCCUCGCGGCAUUCGCUAAUGAAAAACCCAGCGCCUGUAAAGCGAAGGCCGUCGAGCCUAGAUUCCGAGGCCCCAAUCACCAAGAAGCGGUGCAACUCGGGUCUAUCCCCUCUUUCCCCUUCGCUCUGUGAUGAUCAGGAAAGCCGCUCACCUGUGAACGGCACAUCAGAGACUAUCACCUUCCGCAACACCACAAUGCAGCAUACAAAGACCAAGUCAGAAAGCAUUCGAGAGAAAACACUUCUGGACGAUCCUUUGGUGUCUUUACUCGAUCCCUAUCAAGUGCUGUGCAAGCAGUGCGGUGGGACGAUCCAGUUGUCCAAAAAGGCUGCGUACGACCUCUUUCACUGGAAGAACCACAGGAAACGAUGCAACAGGAAAUUGAAGACGAUAAAAGGGAAAAAAACAAAAGUUACUAAAGCCCCGAAGAGUGCCACGCCCAGCCUCCCUGCGAGCCCUAUGGCAAACGUGCCCCUAAAGCCUAUAGCAUCGACCUUGUCGCCCUUCCUUUCAGGAAGAAGCCCACGGACCCCGCCGCUCGUUUCCGACACUGACGAAGACCCUGACAUUCGGUCUGAGCGCUCGUCGGAAGCGCAUUCCCCCGCGAUGCCUUCGCAUCGCAUCCCUGCCCAAUCACCGCCGCCCAUCUCCCGCCUUUCGUUGGACCCCGUGGAGACGUACAUGUCUCGCUCGCAUCGGGGAUACGUCCACCGCUCUCCCGGCCUGCCGGCGGAGACAUGGAAGAACUGGAGCUGGUCGCAGCUGAAAGAGCCGCAGUUCGCCGUCGGAGAUCGCGAAGAUGUGGAUCUGGAAAUUGAGGAGGACGAGCGGUCGGAGAGGUCCUCCCACUUACUCGAGAGCGUGGUCGACGAGAAGGCUCACGAGGCUGCCUGCACGUUGUUGUCCAUGCUUUCUCAAACGCGUUG
Messenger RNA from Cyclocybe aegerita, 1098 nucleotides. The record is from the annotation of a GenBank genome assembly. Lineage: Eukaryota; Fungi; Basidiomycota; Agaricomycetes; Agaricales; Hemipholiotaceae.